AAUAAUUUCAAUGAAAUCUUCUAACACAUUAAUUUAAAAUUCGCAGCAAUCUCUUUCUUAGAAAAGUAAGAGUUUACACAAGACAAUGGGGUUUGCAUAUCCCCGACGGUUUCUGUAACGCGGCGCGUGCGAACUCUAAUCCACCUUUGAUGCUCUCGAGCUCCAAACUCUGCCUUAUUUUUUGAUGGCAAGACUGAAUAAUGCCAGUCUAGCAUGGCUGUCUCUACAACUCAUGCCAUCCCUGGACCGACAUGGCAUUUAGCCGCGUCUAUUCGGACCCUCCGUCCAAGAGCAUCUCUAGGACUUUCGCGGUCAUGUUGCUGUCUAUACUAGCGUCUUUAUACUUUCUCCACUGCCUCGCGGAGCGAUCCGGGACCUGUAUCCCCACGGAGAGAAGAGAAACGGGUCCGGUGGAGGGAUUUUACGUCUCGAAACUGAAAGAUUUUGAGUCGCUGAAGAGAAAGAGACUUAAGAAAUGGACCUCCACGAGACCUCUGGUGAUGAGGCGCCACAGCUUAAUCCACCGGCUCGGAAGGGUCAGUGAAGAGAAUCUUCCUGGACUUGAGGCAAACGUAAAGAUGUCGAACUCUUCGGAUGUAUAUUUGGAGCCGGGAGGCUCGUAUUUUGAUACAGGUAAACUGAGGACGUUAGGUGAGGGCAGUAAGAAGCUGCCUCAGGCAAUCAUCAUCGGCGUGAAAAAAGGUGGAACGCGCGCGCUGCUGGAGUUUCUGCGCGUGCAUCCAGAUAUUCGCGCGGUCGGAGCGGAGCCGCACUUCUUCGACCGUAACUAUGACAACGGACUGGACUGGUACAGGGACCUGAUGCCUAAAACCCUGGAAGGCCAGAUCACCAUGGAGAAAACACCAAGCUACUUUGUGACCCACGAGGCUCCGGCCCGGAUCUACGCCAUGUCCCGCGACACCAAACUGAUCGUGGUGGUCCGGGACCCCGUCACACGAGCCAUCUCUGACUACACGCAGACACUGUCCAAGAAGCCUGACAUUCCUACUUUUGAGAGCCUGACGUUCAAAAACAGGACUACAGGGUUGAUCGACACCUCGUGGAGCGCCAUUCAGAUCGGCAUCUAUGCCAAACACCUGGACAACUGGCUGCAGUUCUUCCCCAUGAGCCAGAUCCUGUUCGUGAGCGGAGAGCGGCUGAUCAGUGACCCGGCCGGAGAGCUGGGCCGUGUGCAGGACUUUUUGGGGCUCAAGAGGAUCAUCACAGACAAACACUUCUACUUCAACCAGACCAAGGGCUUCCCUUGUCUCAAAAAGGCAGAGGGCAGCAGCAAGCCCCAUUGCCUGGGUAAGACCAAAGGGCGGACCCAUCCAAAUAUUAACCCUGAGGUUGUGCAGAGACUUAGAGACUUCUACAGGCCUUUCAACAUGAAGUUCUACCAGAUGACUGGCAGGAAAUUUGGAUGGGAUGACUGAUAGUGAACAGUGAAAUAGAUCCUGGAUUUGGGAGAAACAAUUAUACUGUGACCUCACAAGCAAAAAAAAUAAUAAAAUCUAACUAUUAUAUCCCCAAAAGUGGU
Molecule: messenger RNA, 1540 nt
Organism: Carassius auratus (goldfish)
Lineage: Eukaryota; Metazoa; Chordata; Actinopteri; Cypriniformes; Cyprinidae
Product: heparan sulfate glucosamine 3-O-sulfotransferase 3A1-like
Exons: 2
Coding region: 252-1436 (394 amino acids)
Molecular function (GO): [heparan sulfate]-glucosamine 3-sulfotransferase activity
Source: RefSeq, a predicted model, not a curated record